ACUUCCCACCCCUGUAACUAUAUGUAAACAAUUGAAACAAAUCAACUUUAAAAACUAAACAAAUUAUAACAAUUAGAUAUAUUUAUUUUCAAAUAUCUAAGCGAAUUGUAAUCAUUUCCUUCAAAAAAAAUGAAAAAACAUGCAAAUAAAUAAUGAAGAUUAUAACCUAAAAGUAUACUUGUCAAAUACGACAUGAAUAUAACCUCAAAAUUUAAACGUCAAAAAGAAAAACAACUGUGCUUUAUAAACAUCAACUUCAAAAUAAUUGUGUGUUUAAUUGAAAAUAGAGAGUAGAAAAUAUAAACAAAAAUGAAAUAAUAUUAAUCCAAUAAUUGUUACGCAUGUGAAAAUACUGUGUUUAAGAAUGUUUAAAGAGAAAAAGAUGGAAGGAGUUUGGUGCGCGUGGAUUAAGCGCACGAUAUGAAUCCACUCCCUUUGGAGCAAUUGUGAUGUGGAGAUCAUCCUCCAAGAGGAAAGGUUUCGUAUAUUCGCUUUUAAAAAGUGUACAGUUUUUUUUUGUCUAUUAUAAUCAUCGAGGGAGUUUUAUUUUAAUUUUGUGAGUCGCAUUUUUUAUUGGAAAUCAAUUAAAAGUUGUUUCUUUCAAUAAAAAAAAAAAAAAUAAAAAAGGAAAACCUCGUCGGUUUCGUGUCGGCUUGGCUACGAAUGGCGGCUGUCAAAUCGUGGAAAGUGCUUUCAAAUGAAACAAUUUUGGAGUGUUUGGUGAUUUUCGCAAAAAUCAAUUCCUUCAGUUGAGAGGAUCUUAACAAGAGAAAACAGAGAAGGGUGUUUUGGAAAAAUUCUAUGAUUUCCUGUUUAUACCUCAUUAUUAGGUACUACUUUUAUGACAUCCGGAAAGGAAACCAUGGGGGAACAGCCGAUUUUCACGUGCAAGGCGCACGUGUUUCAUAUUGAUCCAAAGACAAAAAGAUCAUGGGUCUCAGCAUCCACAGCAGCAGUUACAGUUUCAUUUUUUUACGAUUCAACGAGAAGUUUGUAUAGAAUUAUUUCUGUGGAUGGCUCAAAGGCCGUUAUUAACAGUACAGUAACGCCCAACAUGGCAUUUACGAAGACUUCGCAAAAAUUCGGUCAAUGGUCAGAUGCAAGAGCAAAUACAGUUUAUGGUUUGGGUUUUUCAUCGGAAGCCGAAUUAGCCAAAUUCAUUGAAAAAUUCCAUGAAGUUAAAGAAGCUACAAAACUUGCUGGCAGUAAAUUGCAAUCGAAUAGUUCGUCCGUUACACCAGCUACUAGUGCUAAUGUUAGUCCAAUUACAUCUCGAUCUGGAAUGACUUCCGGUGAUCAAGAUUUGAUUGACCCACCAAAUUCAUCAAUGAUGAAUUCCAAUAUUUCGGCAUCAAGCAAUCAAAAUUCUAAUGCUAAUAUGAUAGCUACGCAAAAUAAUGUUUCAUCGGUGAGUAGCAGUCCAUUACCUGGUAGUGGUUGUCAGGUAAAAGAUGAAGAAUUAAAAAAUGCAUUACACGCAAGAUCGCAAAGUAUUUCACAACAAAAUACGGAGAGUCCUCAACAUCAGGGAAAACCAUCUCAGCAUAAUGCAGCUCAAAGUGGCCAAUCGGCUGAAAUGCAACUUAAAUAUGAAAAUGAAAGGUUGAAAUUUGCACUCGCACAAAGUUCAGCCAAUGCCAAAAAAUGGGAGGUGGAGUUGACUAAUUUAAAAACGAAUAAUGCGAGAUUGACUAGUGCACUUCAAGAAUCAACAGCAAAUGUCGAUGAAUGGAAGAGACAAUUGCAACUUUAUAAAGAAGAAAAUACACGUGUAAAGACAAGAUAUGCUGAUUUGGAAGCUGGUAAAAUUGCCGAAGGAAAUGUUGAAGCGUUAAGGUUACGAGUUGAAGCCUUGGAAAAUGAACUUAGAACGCGAAAUGAAGAAAUUAAAGCUUUAACAAUGGCAACUAAAAAUAAGGACUUCAUGGUUUUACAAAAGGAGAAUUCGGAGCUUCGUGAAAUGUUAAAUGUGGUCCAUGAACAAUUGGAACUUGCAUUGAGUGCCAAUAAAGUUCAAAAACAAAAUUUGGACACAUUAAAUGCCAGAUUAGCUGGACAUAUUCAAGAUUUAGUCACGGUACAUCGAGAAAUUUCAAAUACGUUACAAACUUAAGAAAGAGAGAGAGAGAGAGAGUCCUUUUUAAGAGAGACUUUUUUUUAUAACGACCAUUAGAUUUAUAAUAUGUGCGAAUGACUAUAUUAAUUCUACAAAGGGUUGUGUUGUAGCUCGAAUACCUGAUUUAAUCGCACUAUUUACAAAUUUACUGUCACAGAGUAAAUUUUACAUUUUUUUUUUUAAUUAUCAUUAUAUGAUAUUUAGUAUUUUUUAAAAGAUAGACAAUUUUUUAAAUUGUUUUUUAAUUUCGAGGCUUUUUUAAAAAAUGUUUCGUAAAUUUUACGAAACUUUCUGGAUGUUUUUUCUUUUUUUUUUUUUUUUGAAACUUUCUUUAAAAGGUGAAAUUUUAAAAUUGUUUAAAAAUUACUUUGAAGAUAAUACUUUUUUUUUUUUUUGUUAAAAAGUAAAACUUAAAAAAAAUUUUAAUUAAUGAAAACGAGGUUUUAAAAAUAUUCAAAUACUGUGUUCAUAGACAUUUUAUCGGAAAAGUACUGAACAACAUGAAUAUUUGAAUUUUGAGAUAGUUAUUAAAACAUAUCAUAAGAAUUCCAUUUUGCACAAACAGCAUCUAGUGUUUUCAGUACACAUUCUAUCUAAUAUGCAGAACACAAUCCAGAAACAAAAAAUAUGCACAAUGAUAGUACGAGUUAGUUAUUUUUCUUUGUUGAAAAACUAUUUAAUUCAAUUGUAUUUUAUAUCGAUGGAUAAAUAAUUCUAUCGCUACUAUUAGUGAUAAGUUACUUUAGAAAGUCAUACAUAUAUAAAUAUAUAUAUGUGUACUAACAAUUUAUUUUCAUUUUCAAUACAAUGAUUCUUGUGCUUCCAAUCGAAGAAAUAUUCGAAUAAGCCUGUAAGCUUUAUAUUUAAAUUUGUUUUUGUAUUUUCAAAAGCAAGAAUCUGAAAUUGCUUAUUAUUUUAUAAAAAAAAUAUUCUAUUCAAUAGAAACUCUGUACAAAUUAGUUUUAAUCUACAUUUUUAUAUAAUAUACUUUUGUGCACAAGAUUUUUUCCCCAAAAUAUAAUCACGCAAUCAAGACCAAUAAAUAGGAAAAAAAAAAAAAAAAAAAUUCUUAACCAAUAAAAUAAUUGUGAACAAUAUAUUAAAUAAUAUUAAUAAUAAUAAGAAAGCGAGUAGAGAAUUUAAAAAUAAUGAAACAACAUUUACUCGAAAAUAAUUGUCAGAUUUAGUGUUUAUAGUAGAAUAUUGUUAGAAAAGAAAUCAAGUUAGAAAUUAAAAAUCAUCUGUUAAUUGUACAGAGUUUCUAUUGUAUUUUUAGCUUGUAAUGUCAGAAGUGAUUUUUAGAAAAAUGAAACACGUUUUUUUUUAAUUACUAAAUAUUAUCUUUAUAUUAUUUGAACAUUAUUUAGUAUUAAAAAAAAUAUUGUUUAGUAAUAAUUAGUAUUAUUAAUUAAAGAGCAUAUUUAUAUGCAAUUAUUUUUUCAUGCUUCUGGCAUUGCAAAAAAAAAGGCUCAGGUGUGAAAGAAGAUAAUUUGCAGAACAAAUAUUAUAUAGAUACAACGAUAUUCAGGACGAUAAUUUUUGUUUGACUUUAAAAAUUUGUCAUGUUUUGUCGUAGGAAAUGAUUCUUUUAAAAAAUUGUUUCUAAUGUCCUGAAAUAUUAAUUCGAAUUUUAUUGUUUAUAACUGAGGUCACUGCGUAGUUAAUUUGUGAUUUGUCCAAUGAUUAAUUGACAUUUUUUUUUUUUUUUGCACAAUAGUGGCAAAUUUUAACAAGAUGCGUAUUAUAUACAAAAGAAAAAUAACUCAAAUUUACCAGCUACUCUGAAAAUUAAUAACAAUUUAAAGUUAGACCGAUUAGAAUAGCGGAAGCUUUAAAUAUGAUAAUUUAUGAAGAAAAAAAGAGAACAAUUUUUAUUGUAUUAUUAUUAAUGCUUUGUAUAGGCAGAAGAUGGAAAAAACAAAAAAAAAAAAAAUGUUAAAGAGAUGAAUUUUAAAUUUUGUGAAAUUGGGAGAGGAGAGCCUCGCUUGCCAUAUAUUGUAAUCUUAUUAAUAAUCCACGUGAAAGGCUUCCAGCCAUAUUGCUAGUGUUGUAAUUUUAUAAUUAAAGAACCGUUCAUUUAUAUAGUCUCUUUUAGUUUCAAAAGGCAAUUAUUUAUUAUAAUUGCUUAUUCAUUAUUGUUAAUUUAUUAAAGGAUAUUCAUUAUUACGUGAUAGUUUUUCGUAUACGUUUAAUGUUUUUUUUUUUUUUGAACAAAUAAUUUAACACAUACAGCUCUCUAGAAAAUUAUUAAUUUUUUUAAUUUAAAUUAAUUUCGAAUAACAUUUUUUAAACAAAAGUUUAUAAUUUUUGUAAUAUUAAAUUCAGAAGAAGAGAAAAAAAUAUGGUAUUUUAUUUUUAUAAUAGUACACAAUUUUUUAUAAUUAUAAUUUUUUUUUUUGUAAUAUUGUUACAUGUAUGAUAAAUACUCGUAGUUUGUGAGAUUAAUCUCUUAGAAAAUAAGAUCUGAGUGCUUCUGUACAUUCGCUUUAGCAAAGAUUUCAGCCAGAAAUGGAAAGAAUAUUUUUGCUUUCCAGAACCAAAGAAAAACUAGAAAAGCUCCUUCGAGAGAUUAUAAAUUUAUAUCGUCUGUAAAUUAUGUGUAAGUCUGACUGAAAUUUCAUCGAGUUUGACGCACAAUAUUAGAAAACUAUAAUUUUAAUGAAAAUAUAUUCUAUAUUACUUUGCUCAAGCAAUCGUUGAAGUACAAAUAACUGACUUUCAUUUUACAAAUAAUAAUUUUAUUAAUUACUAAGUGUCAUUAUUGGUAAUUUAUAUUAAAGUAUUAACUUUUUACCAAUAAGUAUUAAUUUUUAUUAAUAAAUAAGAAUAAUUAAUUGUUAAUUUUAAUAAUUAUUGUUAUAUUAAUAAUUAAUUUUAGUGUAAUAAAAUUUAAUUGCAAAUGAACGGUUCUUUAAUCAAGUCUGCUUAUUGUUAUAAAAAAAAAAAAAAAAUUCGAAUUUAUAGAAUCUCGUAUUUUUCUUUUUUGAAAAUUUAUCGAAAAUUUUCAUUUCACAGUACGUGCCAGAAAGAAUUUGUCGAGGGAGUCGUAUAUAUAUAUAUAAUAAAUAUGAAUAUAUAUACUGUAGUCAGAGAGUGAAUCUUGCAUUUUUUUUUUUUUUCAAAGGUGACGUAAUUUUUUUUGUCUUUUUUGUGGAAAAAAUUUUUUUUGAGAUCUAUUUAAUUGUGAAUCUAAUACAAUUUAUAAAGAGAAAAAGAGACGUUGAAUUAUUAUAUAUAAAAAAUGAAUUCAAUUGCCAUUAGGUGAGUCAUCUCUUAAAAAAGAAAAAAAAAUCGAACUUAUUGUUUGAUUUAGAAGAAAAAAUCUUGGAAAAAAAAAUCCAAUGCACUUAAAAUGCAUUUUUACUAUGAUUAAUAUGAAAAUGAGAGAUAUAGCAGAGGAGCCUUUUUAUCAUUAGCAUAUAUAUUAAUAAUAAAUAUAAAAUUUGUAAAUUGACCUAUUUAUCUUUUUUUGUUUUAUAGAGUGAAAUGAAUGUUGUAAGAAUUAUUGAAAGAAAAAAAUAACAAAUUGGCCAAAUGUUGAAUGCAAUAUAAGAACAUCGAAAAUUGAAACAAUAAUUCACUUACUGCAAGAAAUAUUUGUACUUGUUUUUUUAAAUUGUAAAAUAGCAAUUUAAAAAAAAAAAAUUGUACGCUGAUCUCAGUGAAACUCGAAGUUUUUGGUUGUUUCAAAUAAUGGAAAAAAUAGUUUCAGUCCAAAAAAAAAAAUUUUUUUUCUGAUUAAUUAAACAUUUUUAAAAUAAAUUAUUUAUUAGUGUUUAAAAGAAGAUAAAAGUAUUUGCUUUUUCUUUGUUAUUAAAAAUUUUUUAUCUUUUUUUUGUAAAAGAAAUCAAGUUUGUACAGAAAAAGGUGGACAUUGCCUUGUGCAGUGAAACGCUAUUAUUGUUCACUGCAUAAUUUUAAGAGUAAAAACUUUUCGAGACAGUGGACUUAUUUUUAUUUGUGCAUUUUGAAACUAUUUAUAAUUAUAAUAUAUGUUAGAAAAAUGGAAAUACCAAAAAAAUGGUUUUUUCCCCCUUGUAUGUAAUGCAAAGUGUUUUUUUUUAAUUUAGUUUUUAAAGCGCUAAAAAUCUAGAAUUUUCUGUAAAACAAAUGAGAAGUAUCAACAAUACUUUAUUAUAAAAUGAACGUUUUAAUAAUAUUUUAUUCUGAGAAAGUUAUAGCUCGUUAUAAUUGUAAUCAAAUAAUUGUCCUGAUAUGUCAUCAAAUUUGUUUCAAAAUGACGCGCACAAAACUUUUGUAUAUGAACCGUCAAGAAAAAAAAAAUGCACAAUAACUAACGUUAUAUUUUCUCAUUUCAUUUGAAUAAAAAUACAUUUUGCGUACAUUAUAUAAAUAUAUAUAUUUUUUUUUCCAAUUUAGUAAAUUUGGACCAAAAGAAAUUAUGUUUAUAGGAAAAAAAAAUUUAAAUAUAAUUUUAUUUAUAUUUUCAAAUUAAGCAGGACAUUAAUUAAUUUUACUUUUCAUUGUAAUAAAAAUUUUAAUCAUUAUAUAAAAGUAAUUUGUAUUUUAUUCAAAUGGAAAAGAGAAAAAAUUUGUACUAGAAAUGAUAAAAGGCUGGAAAUCGAUCAUGGUCGUUUUAUCGACGAUAGAUUUUACACUUUUGCUGACUUUGGUAAUUGUUGAUGAAAAAAAAAGAAGAAAAAAAAAAAAAGUACCGACAUUGUAUUUAUUGAUUCAUCGCCCUGACCAAUCGUUGGAUUUAGCCGCGAUGAUCAGUUCCGAGUGUAGAAAGAAUUUUUAAUAUAAUAAUAUUAUAGGAUCAUGCCACUGAUGUUUUUAAAUUUAAUUUUUAAUUCAUUUAUUUCUAAAUUUUAUUGACAUCAAAUGGAAUUUUUUUUUUAUAAUUUAUUUGCUAGUCAGCAUAUGUAAAAAAAAAUAUAUAUCGAUUUCAUUCUGAUUUUAUAUUAUUAAAUUUUUUAAGUUAUUGUUUAAAAUAUAUGAAAAUCUGGUAUUUUAUUAUUUUUUAAAUUACUCAUUUCUUUGAAAAUUAUGUAUUCUGCCCUUUGUAUUUUAUUAAAUUUGAAUAAGAACAAAAAAAAGAAUGGAGAAAUUGUAAAUUUUUUUCGGUGGCAUGAUCUCAGAGAAUUAAGAAGAAAAUUAAAAAAAUAUAUGACUGAAAGUUACUAUGUAUUAAAAAAAAGAAAAAAAAAUAGAAACUGAUUUGGACUCUAUAGGGUUUAAUGUUAAGUAAUUUUUCGCUAUAAGGACUUUGUAGUCGUUAUCGCAAACGAAUUUGUUACAUAUAUGAAGUGAUAUGAAAUAAUAUUAAUAUGAAAAUCAUUGAAUAUUGAUAUUAUAUA
Messenger RNA from Leptopilina boulardi, 7437 nucleotides. RefSeq names its product homer protein homolog 1 (gene homer). Gene Ontology annotation, molecular function: G protein-coupled glutamate receptor binding. Gene Ontology annotation, cellular component: cytoplasm; plasma membrane; dendrite. The record is from RefSeq and is a predicted model, not a curated record. The coding region runs from base 842 to 2113 and encodes 423 amino acids. NCBI's taxonomy places the organism in Eukaryota, Metazoa, Arthropoda, Insecta, Hymenoptera, Figitidae. Gene Ontology annotation, biological process: G protein-coupled glutamate receptor signaling pathway; regulation of store-operated calcium entry. The transcript is spliced from 6 exons.